Megalops cyprinoides (Indo-Pacific tarpon) is the source of this 999-nucleotide messenger RNA. RefSeq names its product transmembrane protein 215-like. The record is from RefSeq and is a predicted model, not a curated record. The transcript has a single exon. The coding region runs from base 178 to 816 and encodes 212 amino acids. NCBI's taxonomy places the organism in Eukaryota, Metazoa, Chordata, Actinopteri, Elopiformes, Megalopidae.
UGUAACUCACUCCAAGCAGCUUGUGCUGAGAAUAGCAGACAUUUACUGGACUUAAAGUGUUAAGGAGAGCCUCUUUUUACCAGCGCUUUUGCCCUGUGAAUAUCGCAUAUUGGGACCGAGGUUUCAGAGAAGGCCAGCUGAGCUCCCAGGCCGAGGCGCUGUGUGGAUGCGUGGAUCAUGAGGGCGGACGGCAUUAACCCACGCACGGGGAUGGUGGUGGCCGGCUGCAGCGUCUUCCUGGUGUUCGGGUUCAUGUUCACCGUGUCGGGCAUAAAGGGCGAGAAGCUGGGCAAGGUGCCCCUCCUGGCCAUCGGCCCGGCCAUAUGCCUGCCGGGCGUGGCCGCCAUCGUGCUGGCCAACAAGACCCAGGGCUGCACCAAGUGGCCCUACCGGUGCAGGUGGCCCCGGAGAGGGAGGGAACCCCCGGAAGGGAAGGAGGCGCAGGAGCCCUGGGACCGGGGCGAGGGCCCGGACAGGCCGGCCCGAGGCGGGGACGACUCGGUGUCCACCGUCACCACGGUGGGGGAGUCCUGCCGGCUGAUCCGAAGCGUGGAGCAGGACGAGGUGCUACGCUACCUGCGGGCCUGCUACCCCGCUAGCGCCUUCGCGGCCGCAAGGGACAUCUCCGACUACUGCGCCCUGGACCGGCUGUGCGCCCCCAGGGAGAGCAUGGCUUACGGUGCGGGGCACGGCAGCGUGGUGUACAUGCCCCGGGACAGCAUCGUGGUGUACUCCCGCAGGGACAGUGCCCCCUACACCUCCUACUGCUGUAUCAACCCCCGGGACUUCACCUGGGGCAGAGAGACUGUGGUCUGACUCCAGCCGCUGAGCACCUGCACUCUGUCAUCCUUCGCUUUGCACUCAGGGAUAUCUUCAUUAACAAAGGUACAUUAUACUACUAAUACUAUACGCAUGUGGCCACUGCCUCUAUUUUUCCACUGUAAUUUGUCCAUAUAGAAGGUAGUCAAACAUAGUGAGAUUUUUUUAUACACAUUCAUA